Messenger RNA from Diachasma alloeum, 2133 nucleotides. Its product is annotated as venom carboxylesterase-6. Lineage: Eukaryota; Metazoa; Arthropoda; Insecta; Hymenoptera; Braconidae. The record is from RefSeq and is a predicted model, not a curated record. Bases 27 to 1718 code for a protein of 563 amino acids. The transcript is spliced from 7 exons.
GUGUCGAGUUAACUACCUAGGGGAACAUGAAGUGUCUGGGGGUGAUUGUGCUAUUCGCUUUAGUAGCUAGACUUUCUGGUAAUGAGGAUGUGAAUCCAAUAGUGAAGACUCCAUUGGGGAAACUCAAGGGGUACUACAAAACGUCCUUCAAUGGCCGGCAAUUCCGGGCUUUUGAGGGGAUUCCCUACGCGAAACCGCCGGUUGGAAAACUGCGGUUUGAGCCUCCACAACAGUUUGGUAAUUGGCAGGGCACCUUAUUAGCCAUGCGUCGUGAAGCCCCAUGUCUCCAAUACUCUCAUGUACCUAUGAAUCCACCGGAGAGAGUGGAAGGUGCAGAGGAUUGCCUGUAUCUUAAUGUGUACACUCCAACUAGAGAAGAUUCAACGGAACUCCUUCCGGUGAUUUUUUACAUUCACGGAGGGGCGUUUCAAUUUGGUGAAGGCAGCGGCAAUCGUCCAGAUUACCUCAUGGACCGGGAUUUAGUGAUGGUUACUACUAACUACCGUUUAGGACCACUUGGUUUCCUCAGUACCGGGGAUGGAGUCGUACCCGGGAAUAUGGGUCUGAAGGAUCAAAAUAUGGCACUGCGAUGGGUAUUUGAAAAUAUCAAAUACUUCGGUGGUAAUCCGAAGAAGAUUACAUUGGCUGGUUUAAGCGCCGGUGGCGCAAGUGUUCAUUAUCACUACCUCAGUCCCCUGAGUCGGGGGCUCUUCCACGCCGGAAUGUCGUUCAGCGGAACGGCCCUCGAUUGUUGGACACAGACGGAGCGUUCAGUGGAGAAAGGGAAGAAGCUUGCAGACAUUCUGGGAUGUCCGACGAGGGAUAAUGAAGAGAUGGUCGAUUGUUUGAAGAGUAGACCGGCGAAGAGUAUUGUUCAAUUAGUUGGCAAUUUUAUGCCAUGGUUAUUUAAUCCUUACACACCAUUCGGCCCAGUCGUUGAGAAAAAAUCCAGCCACUCGUUCAUACACCGAUCACCAAUUGAUAUCAUCACGAAUGGUGAGGCUGCUGAUGUCCCGUGGUUGACAACUGUGACUUCAGAGGAAGGACUUUAUCCGGCAGCUGAAUUUGUCGCUAACCCAGAAUACAUGGAACAGUUAGAUCAGAAUUGGGAUCUGAUUGCACCGUAUCUACUCGACUACAACUACACUAUUCCCAAAUCGGAGCAUGCGAAUGUCGCAGAGAAGAUCAGACAACAUUAUUUGGAUGCUAAACAGAUUAACAGAGAGACUGCCAAGCCGCUUAUCCAUAUGAUCGGUGAUAGACUGUUCGUCGUGGACGGCGAGAAAGCAGCUAGGGAAAUGGCCAAAGCCAAUCGCAGUCCAGUUUGGUUCUAUUUCUACAGUUAUCGAGGGGAAUUCAGUCUCAGUGAUGACUACAUCCGUACGAAGGACGGUUUCGGUGUCUCGCACGGCGAUGACGUUUUCACCGUAAUUCGUCGUGAUCACGAGCCCUGGGUGACCGGCAAAUCCCUCAACGUCCAGAACACGUUGUUAGACAUUUGGACAUCAUUCGCCACGAAUGGAUCACCCAGAAUCGGCGUCAAAUGGCCACAAUUGAAUCCAUACGAAGAGUCCCUCAAGUAUCUUCACAUCUCUGGCCCCCAGAAACUGCAAAUCGAGGAGAAUUCAAACCUCGGAGAUAAGAAAUUCUGGGAAUCCAUUGAUUUUGACGAAAACAUACCCACUGACGGAUUUGGUAAAUCCCGAGAUGAAUUUUAACGCCAAUGCCAAUGACAAUUUUGCUCCGUUUGUAAUCCCAAAGAUGUAUAAUUCGUCAAGCAUGUCAAGAUUGGAAAAAACGUUGAUGCCUUUGAGUAAUCCUUUUAUAUGUAAUAGCAUGUUAUUUUGUUUAUGGACAGCAAUUUGUCGCGGUAACAUUCCGACUUAUGUAUUUUUUGUGGUCAAAUGCACCUCGAUUAUUCAAUUACUGAAAAUAAACCGUUAACGAGCCAUUAAUUGUGAAAUGCCAUUCAGGAGAUUACGGAGAUUGUUGAACUCCACUCAACCGGACGAAACAGGUGGUCCACCUUCGGAAUUUGAUGGAUGAUGACGAACUUUGAAUGGGAAAGCGGAGAAAAAAAAUGGAGCUGUAAUUUUAUCUAUUCUAUAAAUAAAAAAUAAUCUUUAAAUCUUA